Molecule: messenger RNA, 2002 nt
Organism: Pocillopora damicornis (cauliflower coral)
Lineage: Eukaryota; Metazoa; Cnidaria; Anthozoa; Scleractinia; Pocilloporidae
Biological process (GO): nucleoside metabolic process
Molecular function (GO): catalytic activity
Source: RefSeq, a predicted model, not a curated record
UUAUCACAGAGCCAAUUUAUAUUGAGCUUGUCAAGUACAUCAGUGAUUUUGUGGUAGUAACAGGAUUAAAGGGAAAGUCAAAGCAGUAGAUACCUGUCCAAAAAGGCAACAUUACUCAGAUCCUGGAUCUGAGUUUCUAAAUACAGGAAUUAACUUGUGGCAGCAUGGUUCUUAUCUGGGGGAGUUGGAAUUCAUGCCCCCUUUUCCUCAGUAUUCUUGUUAAGGAUAAGGAAAACUUUGAACACAGAUCCAGUUUGUUAUGAUGGCAGGACCUAGUGCUGACAAGUGCAGCUGCUCAGAGAAUCGCAGUGAUGACCCUCCAUCUCUGAGUAUUACACUGAAGAAGACGAGAGAUCUGCCAAAGAAGGUGAAACAUUGGAACAUAGACCAUCGUCCAGUUGACAUUCUUCUUUUGACUGUGGAGUAUUGCGAGUUCUUAGCUUGUUAUCAUUACCUGAGAGAUUCCUUUAAAAGCUAUGAUAAAUCCAUUGGAUAUGUGUACUUUGGAAAGAUGGGUGACGAUGAAGAUGAGUCACUGAAAGUUGCUUUAGUGAAGUGUUCUAAAGAAUCCUUGGAUCCUGGAGGUUCUCAAACUGCUGCUAAGAAUGCCGUCACACUCCUGAGACCUAAGGCUACCUUUUUGGUUGGUUUCUGCUACAGUUUGAAUCCUGACAAAGCCCAGCUUGGAGAUGUGGUGAUAUCCUCAAAGCUUACAACAGAGUUUCACAAAACCCCAGUGAGUAGGGAUGUUGGCAACCUUGUCAGAAGUGCAGCUGAUGGAUGGGAGGCACCAUUAGAAAACCCAGAAACACGUGAAGUCAAUGUACGUGAUGGAGAGAUUUUGAGUUGCUCUGAUCUGAUUGAUGCUGAACAGCAGUGUCAAUCACACCUCGGGGCAAUUGCAGUUGAAAUGGAUGGAAAAGGCUUGUUUGCAGCAGCUCAUGACAUGAAGAUAGAGUGGCUUGUCAUUAAAGGAGUUUGUGGUUUUGUACAUGCUGUUGCAUCUACAAACGAUCCAUGGAAGACUUUUGCAUGUGUCAUGGCAGCUUCUGUUGUAUCUAACAUGUUGAGUAGCUCUUUUGUGUUUGGAGACUGGCCUCAUUACGGAGACAUUUCAACAGGAGAGGAGAGUUUUAAAAGUGAUGACCCUUCACAAAAUAAACGUAGAAGGCAAGCAGCGUCUAAAUUGCUGGCCAGUGAUGGUCCGAUCUCAGUCGAUAGUCUCAAUGAUUACAUAAUCAACAAUCAAGAUAAAGUGCUUCUUAUUUUGGAUGGCUACGAUGAGUACAGCUGUGCAAAAGCACACUCACCUAUUCUAGAAAUUUGGAGGGGCGAGCAACUAAGAGAUUGUCACGUUAUUGUCACCACUCGACAACUUAAAUGUGACGAUUUAAUAGGCCCAAGCCACGUUCAGUUGGAAAUUCAAGGUUUUAAAAGCUGGAGUCAAAUCGUAACCUUUGCGAGAAAGUUUUUGGCUGGUGAACAAGAUCUUGACGAGUUUAUGUCCUACCUGAAAGAAAAAGAUCUCUUUGGCAUGGCAGAAAUACCUCUCCUCCUACUGAUGCUGUGUAUUUUUUGGAAAGCGAAGCAUCACGAAGGACUGCCAAAAUCACGGGCCGACAUUUUCACACAAUUCAUUCAAACCAUGUUAGAUCACAAAGGUGAAAGUCAACAACCCAUACCAUUUGCGGAAGUGACCUCCGCGGAAGCCAGAGAGGACCUGAACAAUCUUGGAAAGGCUGCCUUCGAAGCACUGCUACAAGACCGUCUUUACGUACGCUGUAGCGAACUUUUCGGCAAUAUUUCAAGAAGUUUUCAAAAAUUAAGUAAAGUUGGGCUUUUCCAGAUUGUCAAUGUCACGAGUCUCAAUCCAGAAAAAGGGGCCUAUUUCAUUCAUAAAUCCGUGCAGGAGUUCCUUGCAGCCUGGCACAUUAAGGAGGAAGUGUUGUCUAUUAAAGGAGAUAGUACUCCUAGCCUUUCCAAAGUUGAAUCAUUUGAACAG